This is a messenger RNA of Magnolia sinica, 1215 nucleotides long. Its product is annotated as disease resistance protein At4g27190-like. The record is from RefSeq and is a predicted model, not a curated record. Gene Ontology annotation, molecular function: ADP binding. NCBI's taxonomy places the organism in Eukaryota, Viridiplantae, Streptophyta, Magnoliopsida, Magnoliales, Magnoliaceae. Bases 1 to 1215 code for a protein of 404 amino acids. The transcript is spliced from 2 exons.
AUGAAGAGAAUUCUCGAUGCUCUAAAUGAUGAAAAAAUCAAGAUUAUUGGCGUAUAUGGCAUGGGGGGAGUAGGAAAAUCUACCCACGUGAGAAAUGUGAACAACCAUCUAAAAGGGGCACUAAAUUUCAGUAGAGUCAUAAUGGUGGCAGUGUCUAAGGAAGUGGACCUGAAAAGGGUCCAGAAUGACAUUGCAAAGCGAUUGGGCCUAGAUCUCAAGGAUGAAAGCAUAUCUCAUAGAGCGACUCAACUCAUGAAGAGACUGAUGGAAGAGGAGAAGUUCCUCUUCAUCUUGGACGAUCUAUGGGCUAGAAUCGAACUGGCCAAUGAGGGUAUUCCUUCUAGUGAACGCCACAAAGCUUUUAAGAUCAUAUUCACUUCACGGAGUGAAGAUGUUUGCAAAGAAAUGGAGGUCGAAUUCAAGAUCAGGGUGGAACUGCUCUCCAAAGACGAGUCGUGGAAAUUGUUCAAAGCGAAAGCAGGCGAGGUUGUUGAUUAUCCUACAUUGCACACUGUGGCAGAGAAGGUUGUUAAUGAAUGUCGUGGUCUGCCAUUGGCAAUUGUGACAGCUGGAAGGGCGUUGAAUGAUGAGAAGAGCUUCAAAGUGUGGAAUCAUGCAUUGUCGGAAUUGAAGAAGUCCGCCCCUAAGAACAUCAGAGGCAUGGAGCAAGAGGUGUAUCGAUCCCUAAAAUUAAGCUACGAUUAUUUGCAAACUGAGGAGUUAAAGUUGUGCUUCUUGUUUUGUAGUCUAUUUCCAGAAGACUACGAAAUUGAUGUGGAUCAAAUGAUUAGAUGUUGGAUGGGUGAAGGGUUUUUAGAGGAUGUUGAAACAUUGGAGGAAGUUCUGAACAAGGGACACACAUUGGUUGGAAAACUCAAGGCUGCAUGCUUGUUACUAGAUUGUGACAAAGAAGGGUAUGUAAUGAUGCACAACAUAGUUCGAGACGUGGCUAUUUCAAUUGUGUCUAAUGAUGAUUCCUACAAAUUCUUUGUCAAAGCAGGAUUGGCAUUGAAAGAAUGGCCAAAAGUGGACCGGUGGGAAGAAUACAAGAGGAUUUUGGUGAUGCAAAAUGAGAUCGAAAUGCUACCUGAGAGGUUGGAAUGUCCUGAACUGUUUGUUGGAAACAGAGAUUUCUACAAAUCCAAAACCCCACACGUAAGCAGGAAGCUGGGUUUUAGACCCAACACUGUUAACAUUGAUGAUGCAAGAAAAUGA